UUUAUCCUAUCUGAGUGUGAUAGCAGACUCCAAGGCAGCAGUGGGAAAGGAAAUUGUAAUGAAAGGAAAUAAUAAUGUAAGCAUAAAUAUUAACCAUUUUCUUCAUCUCUCAAAUGCGGAUUAAUGGUGCUGGAAGGCUAGAACAUCCUUCUGGAGCAGUUUACAAAGGGGAAUAGAUGUUUCACAAGGCUGGAACCUGCAAAUUUCCAAAUGGAGCAAAGUACCUCGGACUGUUCAAUGAAAACAAGUAUGAAGGUGAAGGAGAAUUUUAAGAGAAAAUGGAGUGGAGUGGCACAUUUCAUGGCUCGGCAGCAGUGGGACUGAAGCAGAAGUUGAAAGUGCAGCUGUUUGGUACAGGCAGCAGCAUGGGUUAA
This is a messenger RNA of Pipra filicauda (Wire-tailed manakin), 374 nucleotides long. It is a transcript of the gene MORN2, whose product is annotated as MORN repeat containing 2. The record is from RefSeq and is a predicted model, not a curated record. NCBI's taxonomy places the organism in Eukaryota, Metazoa, Chordata, Aves, Passeriformes, Pipridae.